ACAGUUAGAGGACCAGUUGCAACUAGCCGAGAAACAGGAAAAGAGCGUCCUUCUAAAACCAACGACGGGGUCUAUCAGAGCACAAAAAUAGUUCAACAUUUUCGUAAACACAUUAACGAUGAGGCUCGACAAAAAGAAGAGAAGGAAAAUUCAGCAGAACGAUUUAGCAAAAGAUACGUUUUUGAUGAAAAAA
Racocetra persica is the source of this 193-nucleotide messenger RNA. The record is from the annotation of a GenBank genome assembly. Lineage: Eukaryota; Fungi; Glomeromycota; Glomeromycetes; Diversisporales; Gigasporaceae.